This is a messenger RNA of Leptidea sinapis, 1883 nucleotides long. Its product is annotated as succinate--hydroxymethylglutarate CoA-transferase. The coding region runs from base 140 to 1423 and encodes 427 amino acids. The record is from RefSeq and is a predicted model, not a curated record. Gene Ontology annotation, molecular function: catalytic activity. NCBI's taxonomy places the organism in Eukaryota, Metazoa, Arthropoda, Insecta, Lepidoptera, Pieridae. The transcript is spliced from 3 exons.
GUAAAUUGAAUAUCAACUUUAUUUGACUUGCAAAGUGAAUACGAUAUAAUAUCAUUCCUAUGUUUGCGUUACUAAAUAAUGUGAUAGAAUAUGAUAACAUUUAGAUCAUAUUCAAAGAGUGCAGUAGUAACUAAACGUCAUGGGUGUUUUGAAUAGAUUUGUGUUGAAAUCAAACAGACCAUUUAUUCGUUUUUCGGCAAAUAUUGUUAGAGCUAAUUCAACAAAUACAAAAGGAUUGUUAGAUGACAUCAAUGUGUUGGAUUUAACGAGAGUCGUUGCUGGUCCUUUUUGUACUAUGACACUUGGAGACCUGGGAGCAAAAGUUAUUAAGAUAGAAAGUCUCGAUGGCGACGAGGCAAGAAAAUGGGGACCGCCAUUCAUAAAUGGCAAUAAAGAUUCAUAUUAUUAUCUCUGUGUAAACAGGAACAAGUAUAGUGUUUGCAUUGAUUUAAAAACAUUUGAAGGAAAGAACAUUAUCUAUGAUCUCGCUAAAAAAUGUGAUGUUGUUGUGGAAAACUAUCUACCCGGAAAACUGGACAAGUUGGGAGUGGGGUAUGAGAAGUUAAGUGAAAUCAAUCCUAGGUUGAUAUAUUGUGCAGUAACUGGGUUUGGGCCUACAGGACCUUAUGCUAAUAGACCAGGCUAUGAUGUGCUUGCAGCAGCCAUGGGUGGACUUAUGAAUUGUACAGGUGAUAGAAAUGGAAGACCGGCCAAAGUCGGUGUUGCUAUAACAGAUGUUACAACCGGCUUGCAUGCUUUCGGUGCCAUCAUGACAGCUUUACACUAUAGAAGUAAAACAGGGAGAGGACAGAAGAUAGAUUGUAACUUAUUAUCAACACAAAUAUCAAGCAUGAUAAAUAUAGCGACAAUAAGUUUAAAUUGUGGAAUAGAAGGGCAAAGAUGGGGAACAGCACAUGCAAACUUAGUGCCAUAUCAAACAUUUCAAACAAAUGAUGGCGAAAUUGUGAUUGGCACUGGAUCUAAUCCACAGUUUGCCGAUUUCUGUAAAAGAAUUAACAGAGAGGAAUUGCUUAGCGACCCUCGUUUUAAAGAUAAUUCAUCACGUGUAAAAAAUAGAGAUGAUCUUAUUAAGAUAAUUAGUGACAUAAUAGUAAAAAAGUCAAAAAAAGAAUGGGCUGAGAUUUUUAAGACUGCAUCCUUCCCGAAUGGACCUGUUAAUACCAUGAAAGAAGUGUUUGAAGAUGAACAUGUGAAGGCCAUUAAAUUAGUUAAAGAAAUGCCACAUCCUGAUGCAGGCUCAAUAAAAAUGGUUGGACCACCUACAGUAUACUCGGAGGGGGGUAACGAAGUAAGAUUACCACCACCCACUAUAGGACAGCAUACUCAUGAAAUAUUAUCAAAUUUUCUUGGUUAUCAAAAUGAUAAAAUCGAGAGACUUAUGGAGAAUAAAGUUAUCAGAUAACUUAUUGUAUACUUAUAGCAAUAAGAUAUAAAAUGAAAACAAAUAUGUAUUUAAGUGAAGAGCGAUAAAAAUUUUUAGAGAUAGUUUUAUCUGACUGAACUACUGUUAUCUUGUUUUGAUGUAGUGUUUUGUAAAGUUAACUUUAAUCUUGAAUUGUUUUCAUUAUGUUUAUUGAUUUUUAAAUGAAUAUAAAAUUAUUUUGGGUUCUUUAUAAAAUAAUAUAUUAUUUUUAGUAAUAGCUGUUAGGAAAACAUUUUUCGAAUUUUUUAUCUGCUUUUGUGUGGUUCAUGUAGACACCUCUAAUGAGAGGGGAGAAUGGGAAUAAAAUUGAUCCACACAAUUAAAAAUUUAGAAAAUUCAUAACCAUGCUGUGCUUUAAGCACAGUGAUUGCAUAGCACUGAGAAAAUUAGACUAAGUCACAGUUUGUUUUACAAUCAAUUACAAUUUUAUGCAGUAUAA